This is a messenger RNA of Folsomia candida, 5346 nucleotides long. It is a transcript of the gene Tmtc3, whose product is annotated as protein O-mannosyl-transferase Tmtc3. Lineage: Eukaryota; Metazoa; Arthropoda; Collembola; Entomobryomorpha; Isotomidae. Gene Ontology annotation, cellular component: endoplasmic reticulum. The transcript is spliced from 18 exons. The record is from RefSeq and is a predicted model, not a curated record. Gene Ontology annotation, biological process: protein O-linked glycosylation via mannose. The coding region runs from base 1272 to 3959 and encodes 895 amino acids. Gene Ontology annotation, molecular function: mannosyltransferase activity; protein binding.
GUCCAGUUUGCUCCAACGCUCCAAGCCAUCAAGACACCACCACAAUUCUCUCCUCGCCUCCUCUCAGCUCACUCGUUCGCUCUCUCAAGUUGAGAAAAAAAUUGAACAAAAAACUUUAACUUUUUCGUCCCAAAAUCGAAUCUGGUUGGUUUUAAGCCAAAUAACUUUUCCACAUUUCCAUCAAUUUUUGUAAAUACUGGAAAAGAUGUUGAAGAGAAAUCAAAAUUGAGUGGAAAUCUAAUUUUUCAAGUCGAUCCUACCAAAGAGAAACCUCGAGUAUUGGGAAAGUCGUCCAAGUUGAGACGAAACUUUGUACAUUGAUAUAUACACGGAGAAAUUCUCAACUUUCUUUAAAAUCCGGUGUGCUCUGUUAUGACUUUGAAAUCGGUAAAAUUAUUCUUUUGAUCUGUAAAUUUGUUGAGAGUUUGUUAUUCGGAAUUAUUUGUGGAAAAUAUUUAAGGAGGAGAAAAGCAAAUUUUGAUUUAGUGGUUUCUUUGUAGGGAUAAGACUCGUGUUAUUGGUGGACUAAUGUCCACCGUAUCGUCAUGUUCUUACAACUGACUGUGUCGUCCUUACUUUUACUUGGGUGUAGUUUGUUCCCUUCUUUCCGUGUGGGAGGGGGUUAAAAAACACUGACAUUGCAAUUUGUACUCGUACGUGUGCCCGAUGAUCAUGGUGACAUCGCAUCUAGUUGCAGACAUAAAUAACAAAAUUAGAGUAUCGGAUAACGAACUAGUUAAUUGCACUUUUAAUGUCGUGAGUUAUUAAACUGAUGAAUUUUUCGUGUGGAAAUGUGAACAUCUCUCCCACAUACUUACGUAAGUAGCCUUUCCUCUCUGUAAAACUUGGUAAUCCAGGAAAUUUGUGUGCAUACACGAACCCUUGAAAAUUCCAAGGCGUUAGUAGAACACCUCGUCACAAGACUAAAUACCCGAUGGAAACAUAAUACCGGGUAAAAUGUGAAUGAGUGAUAUGUGUCCUCGCUGAAUAAGACAUAAGAAUAAUAAACAAGAAAUUCUAGCUCCUCCAUUAUUAUUAUUCCUUUGUCGGGCGAAUCUCCACCGAACAAACCACAACACACAUACAUACGCACCCGUAAUUCCCUCUUCUUUAUUGGAUUUGUCGUGUGCAUAUACUGCCAAGUAAGUGAGUGGUGUCGUCUUCUUGUCUUCUACUACUUGUGGUUUGUCAUUUGUUGGUGAUAACAUCUUCACUUGGAAAAUAACCUAAAGAAAAACUUGUUGGGAAUCUUCAACACAAAAGCGUCGACAAUGAGCCUGAGUCACGUAUACUGCACGAUAAUCCUCAUCACCUGUAUGCUGGCCUACUACAACAGUCUCAACUGUCAACUCGUCUUCGAUGAUGUCAGCGCAAUUCGAGACAACCGAGACCUCCGACCACAAACUCCGAUUAAAAACUUAUUCUUCAACGACUUUUGGGGAACUUCCAUGCACAAGGAGCAGAGUCACAAGUCGUACCGACCAUUUUGUGUCCUUACGUUUCGAUUCAACUACCUUCUUCAUGGACUGGAACCUAUGGGCUAUCAUCUCGUCAACGUGAUACUUCAUGGCAUCGUUUGCAUUUUAUACUUCAGACUUUGCACCAUGUUUCUACCGGAAUUGGGGAGUUUUGUGGCCUCCAUGCUCUUUGCCGUGCAUCCCAUCCACACGGAAGCUGUAACCGGGGUCGUGGGAAGGGCCGAGUCUUUGUCCUCGAUAUUCUUCAUCUUGGCUUUCACCACGUAUGUGAAAGCGACCAAGAAACGGAGCAAAACAGACUGGAAGCUGAUGCUGGUGUGCAGUUUGCUCGUUGCGGUUGCCAUGUUGUGCAAGGAGCAAGGGAUCACGGUCCUUGGCGUGUGUGCCGUGUAUGAAAUAUUCAUCCUGCAAAAGUUGAGAGUGAAGGACCUAAUCCUCCUCCUCCAGCCUGCGUUAAGAGGUAAAGGCUCCCUCCCCUCUUGGAUAAGUCCCGUGAGCCAGAGAAUGUUGGCGCUGAUAGCGACUGUGAUUGUACUAUUUUUUGGUCGCCUUAUUGUCAUGGGUUCGCAACUGCCCGUGUUCACGCGGUUCGACAACCCCGCAUCCGUGGCCGAGUUUCCUGUGCGUCACCUCACCUACAAUUAUCUGAUUGCGAUGAACAGCUGGCUACUGUUGUUCCCAUGUGAUUUGUGCUGUGACUGGACGAUGAACACCGUCCCCUUGAUCGAGGGCUGGGGAGAUCCUCGAAAUUUUGCAACCAUUUCGACCUUCGCCGUUCUCUUUCUCUUGGCCAAGGCGGCCUUGUCCCGAGGCUCGGAUCGGCACUCAAACAUUGUCAUCAUGGGUUUGUCACUCAUGGUGUUCCCCUUCCUGCCCGCAUCCAAUCUAUUCUUCCCUGUGGGUUUCGUAAUCGCGGAGAGGAUCCUGUACAUCCCUUCCAUGGGGUUCUGCCUCAUCGUCGCCUACGGGUGGACGCGGAUCUACUCCUCCAACAAGGAGCGGAGAAAGUGGUGCUGGUUAUUUUUGGCAGGAUUGUUGUUUCUCCACGGGGCCAAGACACACGUCCGGAACAACGACUGGGAAUCGGAAUACUCCAUUUUCAUGGCUGGACUCCGGGUGAACCAACGAAAUGCCAAACUCUACAACAACGUCGGACAUGCUCUCGAAUCCCAAGGAAAAUAUAAGGAUGCCUUGUUCUAUUUCCAGAAAGCUGUGGGGUCACAAGCAGAUGACAUCGGUGCUCACAUCAAUGUUGGGAGGACGUAUAACAACCUCAAGCUGUAUAAAGAGGCGGAGGACGCAUACCUCAAGGCCAAGUCGUUGCUCCCCAAGGCAAAACCUGGCGAAUCAUACCAAGCAAGGAUCGCUCCCAAUCAUCUCAACGUAUUUCUGAACCUGGCCAACCUGAUUGCUCGGAAUGAAACUCGACUCGAGGAGGCUGACCGUCUGUAUCGACAGGCCAUCUCCAUGAGGGCAGAUUACACGCAAGCCUACAUCAACCGUGGCGACAUUCUCCUCAAAAUGAAUAGGACAAAGGAAGCACAGGAGGUGUAUGAGCGAGCCUUGUUCUAUGAUAGCAGCAACCCCGACAUUUACUACAAUCUUGGAGUGGUUUACUUGGAGCAAGGAAAACCAUCUCAGGCUCUCGCAUAUUUGGACAAAGCUCUCGAUUUCGAACCGGAACAUAGUCAAGCUCUCUUGAAUUCAGCCAUCGUUCUGAGUGAAUUAGGAGACCCACCACAUCGGGCCAUUGCGAAACAGAGGCUUCUCACCCUCCUUUCGAGAGACACGAAUAAUGAGAGGGCUUACUUUCACAUGGGCAUGUUGGCCAUGGACGAUAGAGACUCGGAAAAUGCGGAAAAGUAUUUCCGGUUGGCGAUUCAACUCAAGGAGGAUUUCAGGAGUGCUCUGUUCAACUUGGCAUUGUUGCUGGCAGAUAGUCAAAGACCAUUGGAGGCCGCUCCGUUCUUGAACCAGCUAGUGAAAUAUCAUCCAGACCACAUUAAAGGGCUUAUUUUGUUGGGAGACAUUUACAUCAACAACAUUAAGGAUUUGGACUCUGCAGAGGCGUGCUAUCAAAGGAUUUUGACACUGGACCCGGAAAACGUGCAAGGUCUGCACAACCUCUGCGUCGUCUACGUGGAAAGAGGAGAUCUUCUCAGGGCUGAGAAAUGCUUUAUUCGAGCUUCACAACUUGCACCACAUGAGGAGUACAUUGUUCGACAUUUGAAGAUUGUUCAGCAAAGAAUCAACAAGCUGACAUCCGUCGUCAACCAAAACUCGCCGACCAAAAGUGUCAUGCAAAAAUCUCAGAACGAAUUUGACGACACCUUCGACGUCGACCAUGUGGACGAUGCCACGACAGAAGAUGGAGCAUCAGAUCAGAAUCAUCCGGAAAAUGACAACAGCAAUGAUGUCAACUUUGGGGAUAAUGGAAGCAGCAAAAAUUAUAUGCCCAACACGGAGAAAAUUUUUCCAUAAGAUAAAAUGCAACCAGUUAUUGUUUUGCGUAAAGAAAAAAAAAUCAUGUACUUUGAAUUGUAAUUAAUAUACAUAUUUCUAUUUUAAGUUAAACAAUUUGCUCUAAGUACUUAUAUAAUGUCUCUUGGCUUACUUUUAAAGUAGCUGUUGCGAGACGACGUGUUUCGGUUUGAAUCUCAUUGUGUAAUUUUUGUGGACAUGUUUGCAAUUAAGGACUGUUGUACCUCACAAAUAUGAAAAAUAUUUUGUAAAUGCUAUAACGAAACGACAGAAUGCUACUCGACUCUUGUAUGAAAAUAUUUUUGUGUGCGCUAAUGUAAAAAAAAUAUUUCUGCAAAUUGUAGGAUUAUGAAAGCUAGAUUGUAUGUAUGUCAUGUACAUCUAAUGAUGUUGUAAUAAUGUACUAUAUACAAUUAUACAUACGUUUAAUUAAUGAUGCUAUAGAAAUAUACACUUGAAGUUGUUUAGUGAUGGUUGCAAAUCAAUUAAAAGUUUGGUAGUGCAGGCCUGGUACUCACAUACACUGUACGCAACGUAUUAGGAUAUGUAUUUAGCUACGUAUGCACAUAAGUAGGUAUACUGCUUAGUUUUACUUAACAGAUUUUUCUGAUUGAAAAAUAUUACAUGGAAAACAAUUUUGAUUCACGAAACAAAAACAGAUUUGGAAUGGAUCGGACUAUUACGAUAACAAAACAGUUUACUAUACAAUCAUUGUUAACUUUUAACUUUAAUUAUCUACAUACUUAAUUGCACUACUGUUAAAAAAGAAAACUAGUUCUUAAUAAAAUAAAAAGUAUAUAUUAUAUAUAUAAUCAUGUAUUCUGUAACUUUGUAUGUAAUUGGAUGGCCCUAAAAUGGUGCCUUUGUGUCUUUGUACUUUCACUUUAAUACUAAUACUACUACGUCACAAUUUAAGAUAAAUUGUGCACAUUUUUUCAGACUAGAAAUGAAAAGAAUGUUAUUAUAAAAUUUGACAUGUAUGUAUACUCACUCGUAAACUCGUACAUGAAGAAAAAUACUGUAAAAUAACACUUUGAAUGUGUAUGGUUUAAGCUGGGUACACAGUCUUAAAAAAGUCAAGUCUUAUGGGUAGCACAAUAGGAAAAAAAACGUUAUUUCUCGUGAUACGCAUAAAAAUGAGUGAUUAUGGAUAUUUGGACCUUUAUGUGUUGUAUGAAAAACUUGAUGAAAGACUUCAAUGAAUGGAUGAUGAUUGUUCUUUCUUUGACAAUGUACUCUUUAUACGAUAAAUCUCUAACCAUAAGUACAUACUUGUUGUACCACUAACUAAGUAAAAAUAUUAUAACCAUUCUUUUAUCAGGAUAAAUGAGGAUUUUCGUGAUAAUACAUAUUUUAUUCUCAGCGGAAAUGAUAAAAAUUAAAAAUA